Messenger RNA from Pseudopipra pipra, 1848 nucleotides. Its product is annotated as zinc finger protein 239-like. Gene Ontology annotation, molecular function: DNA-binding transcription factor activity; RNA polymerase II cis-regulatory region sequence-specific DNA binding. Gene Ontology annotation, biological process: regulation of transcription by RNA polymerase II. The coding region runs from base 22 to 1164 and encodes 380 amino acids. NCBI's taxonomy places the organism in Eukaryota, Metazoa, Chordata, Aves, Passeriformes, Pipridae. The transcript is spliced from 2 exons. The record is from RefSeq and is a predicted model, not a curated record.
UCUUUCCCAAAGCUUGGACGGAUGGAGGAGGAGGCUGCGAGGAAGAGGAAGAUGCCUUGGGCCCCCCAGGCAGGCCCCGAGCUGAGGACGGAGAGCCCGGAGGACAAAUCCCCCCGGCAGAGCCUGGUGGGAGAGGCUGUUUUGAAGGGCUCCCCGGCGCAGGAAGGCAGCGGGGAGGAAAAGGGCCGGAGAUCCCCCCACAGGAGGGGCUCCAAAGCCAGCCCAGGGUGCUCUGAGGAGGAAAGAGCCAGCCUGUGCCGGGAAGGCGGCCAGAGCUUGAGCCAGAGCUCCAACCUGGUGCUCCCUGAGCAGCCUCCCGGCAGGGAGAAGGCCUUCAGGUGCUUGGAAUGUGGAAAGAGCUUCAGGCAGAGCUUCAACCUGAUCCGACACCAGCACAUCCACAGUGGGGAACUGCCCUACACAUGUGGGGAAUGCGGGAAGAGCUUCAGGGACAGCUUUGACCUGAUCCAACACCAGCACGUCCACACUGGGGAACUGCCCUACACAUGUAGGGAAUGUGGGAAGAGCUUCAGGUACAACUCUACCCUGAUCCGACACCAGCACAUCCACAGCGGGCAACGGCCCUACCCAUGUGGGGAAUGUGGGAAGUGUUUCAGGAACAGCUCCACCCUCCGCACCCACCAGCACAUCCACACUGGGGAAGGGCCCUACACAUGUGGGGAAUGUGGGCAGAGCUUCAGGUACAACUCUACCCUGAUCCAACACCAGCACAUCCACACUGGAGAACGGCCCUACCCGUGUGGGGAAUGUGGGAAGAGCUUCAGGACAAGCACCAACCUCCUCACCCACCAGCGCAUCCACAGCGGGGAACGGCCCUACACUUGUGUGGAAUGUGGGAAGAGCUUCACGGACAAGUCUACCCUGAUCCGACACCAGAGCAUCCACACUGGGGAACGGCCCUACAAGUGCUUGGAAUGUGGGAAGAGGUUUAGGACCAGCUCACAUAUCCUCCUGCACCAGCGGACGCACACGGAUGAGAGGCCCUUCCGCUGCACCGACUGCGGGAAGGGCUUCAGGCAGAACUCCCACCUCGUCACCCACCGGCGCAUCCACAGCGGGGAGAGGCCCUACAAGUGUGGGGAGUGUGGGAAGAGUUUCCCCAGGAACUCUGCCUUGACCUCACACCAACAGACCCACUGGUAAGGGAAGCUGUAUGUGUGCCCUGACUGCAGGAAGAGCUUCAGCUGCUGCUUCCACCCCGAAUGAACCCCGCUGAUGGUGAGGCAACCCCUGAAGUCCAGUGACUGUCAGUCCAUCCCUUUCGACCAGAAAGGGCCAGUCCCUUUUCCCAUGAAACAGGAGCCAGGCCUAAAAGAGUUAACUGAGAUAUCUUGGCCUGCUAAGAAACCCCAAUACCUGUGUUGCUGGAAGAACAUUUUAGGAGCACUGGUUAAUAUGUUCUGUUCUCCUCACUGGACCAAAGGCCUUCAUAUGGAAAGAAUAGGAGUAGCACACACACAGUAAUAAUUUAGGUAAACUAGAUGUUUGAAUAAGAUCUAGAAGGCCCAGAGCUAGGAUUUUGCAAGCUUGAAGAAUUCAGGUCACCUAAUCGAAGAGGUCAAAUUGAGGAAGACGUCCAUGGUGACCACUAGAGGGAUGAAGGCUUGAGGAGAAGACCCCCACAGUAGAAGACUGCGCAUGUCUGGAAAGACUCUGCCCAGAGACCAGCCUGCUUAUUAAUAUGUAUAAUAAAUGAUGUAACCGUGUAUCUAAAGUGUAUAAAAUAGCUUGCUUUUGCACUUUUAAGUUGAGCAAGUUUGUCCAGUGCGAGCUGGCUUGCUCCCAACAUUGAAUGAACAAAUACCUUGCUGCUUAAAGACAAAAUAA